AUGAUCCUUACUCAAACACGUACAAUCCGGGGUGGAGAAAUCAUCCUAAUUUCAAGUGGAGCAACAAUCCAAAUGUGCAACAAUCUCAAGGACCUCCCCCAGGAUUUCAAAUACAACAAAGGCAAUUCCAGCAAGCUCCCCAAUGACUGCAAGAGCAAAGGGGUGAUCAAAUGGGAGAAUUGCAAGACAUUGAACAAGCUAGAAGUGCAAGUUGGGCAGGUUGCAUCCUCCUUGAGCAAUAGAGCAUCCGGAACAUUUCCAAGCCAAACGGAGGUAAAUCCAAGACAUCAAGAGCAUGCUAAAGCAGUACACAUCUUGAGAAGUGGUAAACAAGUUGAUAAUAAGGUUGGAGAUGCCAAUGAAGAGCAAGAAGAUGGAGAACACGUGGAGAUCAUUCAGCCACCACAUGGGCAGCCCACAGCUUCCUACAAACAGUCCCUCAAUCCUUCUAGAAAGAGCACAAACCCUAAGGUAUCAUCUAAUAUUAAUCAAGUUCCAAUUUCAACUAAUGCUUUUAGGCCUAUUGCACCCUUUCCCAGCAAGUUAUCAAAGUCAAAGAAAGAUCAAGGCUUGGAUGAGAUAAUGGAAACAUUCAAGAAGGUGCAAAUCAACAUCCCAUUGCUCAAUGCCAUUGCUCAGAUUCCAAAGUAUGCAAAAUUUUUGAAGGAUCUAUGCACUAACAAGAGGAGAUUGAAAGAGCAUGAACAAGUUGCAUUGAGUGAAGAGAAACUUAACCUUGGUGCGUUGCAAGCCACAACUAUGAGCAUUCAAUUGGCAGAUAGAACUAUUCGGUACCCCAAGGGCAUUCUAGAAGACAUUUUGGUGAACGUAGAAGGUUUAAUCUUGCCAGCUGAUUUCUUAGUCUUGGAGAUGGAAGAAGCACCAAUUCCUGACAAUGAAUUGCCCCUUAUCUUUGCCCGACCCUUCAUGGAUACUGCUAAGACCAAGAUUGAUAUAGAGCAAGGCACUCUCACCAUGACCAUUAAUGGAGAAACUAUUGCCUUCAAAGUGUUUGAUGCCCUGAAGCCAAAUGUUGUACAAGAUUGUUUUCAAAUUGAAGUAUUUGGUAAUCUAGGAAAAGAGAGAUUUGAUGGCCUUCCAUAUUCAGUAGAAUCAUGCUUGCUGGAAAUAGGAGACAAGGAGAAGCAGGGGGCAGCCCACAUGUUCAAUACUAUGAUUCCCACAUACAAGAAGGGGCUGCCCAAAUUUGGAGAUGUGAAUAUUCCAAUCAUUCCUAUAAUUCAUUGUGAUUCUAUUCAUAAACAGAAAAGGAAAAGAAAAGCAGCAAGGAAGCAAUGGAAAAGGAAAACAAGCUUAGUGAACUCUCUUGCAUUGCAUGAGGUUGAUUGA
This is a messenger RNA of Prunus armeniaca (apricot), 1350 nucleotides long. Lineage: Eukaryota; Viridiplantae; Streptophyta; Magnoliopsida; Rosales; Rosaceae. The record is from the annotation of a GenBank genome assembly.